AGAGGUCAUUCCUCCUCGGGUCACUGCUAUGGAUACAUAACAUAUUGUCUGUCUCCAGGCUCUGCAGUCGUCUGUGGACUGUAUCUCUCUUCCCUCACCCAAAGGAAUACCUGAAAGAUGGAUAAAUAGACCCAGGAAGUGAGUAUUAUGUGUGAGGCCAUGGCAUGCAGGCAAAAGGGUCUGGUGUAUUUGUUUCAAGAAACAGUGAGAGGAGGUGAGUAUGCCUUGAUUUUGGUGGUGAUAUUUCUGAGCAGAAUUUGUGAUCUUGUCAUGUUUUAAUUGGAUCUUGAAUUACACAAAGGAGGAUAUCUUCAUAGAAUCUUAGAGUUGGAAGGUCCAGUCCAACCCCCUGCUAUGCAGGAAUCUCAGCUCAAGCAUCCAGGACAGAUGUCCAUUCAGCCUCUGUUUGAAAGCCUCCAAGGAAGGAGAGGCCACCACCUCUUGUGGGAGUCUGUUCCACUGUCAAACAGCUCUUACUGUCAGAAAGUUUUUUUCCAAAUGUUUAGUCAGAAUCUCCUUUCUUGCAACUUGAAGCCAUUGGUCUGAGUCCUCCCCUCCAGGAGCAGGAGAAAACAGGCAUGUUCCCUCCUCCAUGUGACAGCCCUUAGAAUAUUUGAAGAUGGCUCUCAUAUCUCCAAUCAGUCUCCUCUUCUCCAGGCUAAACAUACCCAGCUCCAUCAACCGUUCCUCAUAAGGCUUAGUUUCCAGAACCUCGAUCAUUUGGUUGCCCUCCUCUGCCCACCUUCCAGCUUGUCAACAUCCUUCUUAAAUUCUGGUGCCCAGAAUUGGACACAGUAUUCCAAGUGUGGUCUGACUAAAGCAGAAUAGAGUGGGACUAUUACCUCCCUUGAUCUGGACACUAGACUUCUAUUGGUGCAACCUAGGUAAAGGUAAAGGGACCCCUGACCAUUAGUUCCAGUCGCGGAUGACUCUGGGGUUGCGGCGCUCAUCUCGCUUUACUGGCCGAGGGAGCCGGUGUACAGCUUCCGGGUCAUGUGGCCAGCAUGACUAAGCCACUUCUGGCGAACCAGAACAGCAUAUGGAAACGCCGUUUACCUUCCUGCAAGAGCGGUACCUAUUUAUCUAGUUGCACUUUGACGUGCUUUCGAACUGCUAGGUUGGCAGGAGCAGGGACCGAGCAACGGGAGCUCACCCCGUCGCGGGGAUUCGAACCACCAACCUUCUGAUUGGCAAGCCCUAGGCUCUGUGGUUUAACCCACAGCGCCACCCGCGUCCCUUGAUGCAGCCUGUUGUUGUUGUUGUUUAGUCGUUUAGUCGUGUCUGACUCUUUGUGACCCCCUGGAACAGAGCACGCCAGGCACUCCUGUCUUCCACUGCCUCCCGCAGUUUGGUCAAACUCAUGCUGGUAGCUUCGAGAACACUGUCCCACCAUCUCGUCCUCUGUCGUCCCCUUCUCCUUGUGCCCUUCAUCUUUCCCAGCAUCAGGGUCUCUUCCAGGGAGUCUUCUCUUCUCAGGAGGUGGCCAAAGUAUUGGAGCCUCAUCUUCAGGAUCUGUCCUUCCAGUGAGUACUCAGGGCUGAUUUCCUUAAGAAUGGAUAGGUUUGAUCUUCUUGCAGUCCAUGGGACUCUCAAGAGUCUCCUCCAGCACCAUAAUUCAAAAGCAUCAAUUCUUCGGUGAUCAGCCUUUUUUGCUGCUUCAGCCCACUGUUGACUCAUGUUAAGCUUGUGGUCCACCAAGAUCCCUAGAUCCUUUUCGCAUGUACUGCUAGUAAGCCAGGUGUCCUUCAUCUUAUAUUUGUGCAUCUGGUUCUUCCUGCCUAAGUGCAGAAGUUUACAUUUGUCCCUACUGAAAUUCAUUUUGUUAAGGUCAUUUUGAAUGCUGAUUCUGCAGCAUUAGCUACCCCUCCCAGUUUGGUGUCAUCUGCAAAUUUGAUGAGCAUCCCCUCAGUUCCUUCAUCCAAGUAAUUUAUAAAGACGUUGAACAACAACGGGCCCAGGACAGAACCCUGCAGCACCCCUCUUGUCACUUUCCCCAGGAUGAUGAAGAACCAUGAAGGAAUCCUGUUCAGGUUUAGACUGUCAAAUCCACCUAACAGUUACCUCAUUCAGCCCGCAUUUUACCAGCUUCUUCACAUAAAUAUCACAGGAGACUUUGUCAAAAGCCUUACUGAAAUCAAGAUACACUAUGUCCACAGCAUUUCCCUGAUCCACCAAGUUUGUAAUUCCAUAAAAAUUUAAAAACAAACAAACAGAUUGGUCUGGCAUGACUUAUUUUUGAGAAAUCUUAGUAAUCACAGCACCCUUUUCUAAAUGCUCACAUACCAACUUGAAUUAUCUUUUCUAGGAGCUUCCGUGGUAUCGAUGUCAAGCUCACCGGUCGGUAGUUACCUGGGCCUUCCUUUCCCUCCUUUCUGAAGAAGGGGACAACAUUUGCCCACCUCCAGUCUGUAGGGACAUCACCUGUUGGAUGACUGGGAGAGUGGUGACAGCUGUAUAGUCAGAUCCAGUUGGCAGCGCUGCAGGGUUGUUGUGCAGGAGAUGGGCCAAAAAGGGGUGUGAGGAGCUCUCCUGAGGCUCCUCUCCAACUUCUCCACAAUGCAUAGAACCACUAAAACACAUAUUCUGUAACGUUCUCAACUGGCUACACAGUACUACCUGAGUCUGAAGGGGGAAAUUAUUAUUUAUUCAAUUAAUAUACAGCCCUUUAUCAAAAGAUCCUAGGGCAGUGUGCAACAUUAAAUACACAUCAAUGAUAAAACAUAGUAAAAAGCAUACUGACAGAUAAUAAUAAAUCAAUACAAUAAAAAAGAAUACCCACUCCUUGUGUUUCAGUGCUCACUGAAUCCAGAAAGAACACAGAGGCACUGACCAUGUCCUCUUUCCAUCAAGGCAACGUCACCACUGCCAUGUUCAUUUUAGUCGGCUUCCCAGGCAUGGAAGCAUCUCACUUCUGGCUGGCUUUCCCCCUAUGCUUCCUCUUCCUGCUGGCCAUCCUGGGCAACUGCACCAUCAUCUACAUCAUCCGAGCGGAGCGCAGCCUCCACGAGCCCAUGUACCUCUUCCUCUGCAUGUUGGCAGCCAUCGACAUCAUGAUCACCCUGUCCACCGUGCCCAAGAUGUUGGCCAUAUUCUGGUUCGGAUCCACCAGCAUCGCCUUCGACGCUUGCUUGGUCCAGAUGUUCUGCAUCCACAGCCUCUCUGGAAUGGAAUCCACCAUCUUGCUAGCUAUGGCUUUCGACCGCUACAUCGCCAUAUGCUACCCACUGAACCACUCGUCUAUCCUCACCACGCCCAGGAUAGCUAAAAUAGGACUGGUGGCCGUAUUUCGUGGAGCAGCCCUGAUGGCCCCUUUGCCCGUUUUCAUUAAGAGGCUGCCCUUCUGCAAGUCCAACGUUCUCUCCCAUUCCUACUGCCUGCAUCAGGAUGUCAUGAAGCUGGCCUGCGCCAGCAUCAAGGUUAACAUCAUCUAUGGACUCGUGGUCAUCAUUUUCGCCAUCGGGCUGGAUUCCCUGCUCAUCUCCUUGUCUUACUACUUCAUCCUGAAGGCUGCCCUGAGUUUGAGCCAAGAGGCACGUGUCAAGGCCCUCGGGACAUGCCUCUCCCACAUAUGUGCUGUCUUUCUUUUCUACGUGCCCUUCAUUGGCUUGUCCAUGGUUCACAGGUUUGGUAAGACGCACGGCUCCAACAUCCAUACUGUGAUGGCCAAUGUCCACCUACUGGUUCCUCCAGUGCUGAACCCAAUCGUCUAUGGGGUGAAGACGAAACAGAUACGUCACCGAAUAGGGCGGGCAUUUUGCAGAACUAAGUGCUGAUGAGAACUUACUGCAGUUAACUUUUUUUAAAAAAUAAAUCAUUCAUUUAUCAGUUCCAACAUUAUGAAACAUAUGGUGAUCCCUCUGCAGAGUGUGAGAUGUCUCUCUGAUGAAUCAUUGGUACAAGCUCCCAUCUCCUGCUCCCUCUAUUUUUCUUCUUCAUGGAUAUUUUUCUCCUCAAUACUAGAAGCAUGGAUGCGUCAAGAAGCCCCCUUGCUGUGGUGAUUUUGAGCACUACAGAUGACAGUCCUGGUUCUGCUCCAUUUCACCCCCAAGUGGUUGUGAAGAUCCUUCUGAAGAUUCCACACUGUGAACUUCCAUAACCACCC
Molecule: messenger RNA, 4102 nt
Organism: Podarcis raffonei (Aeolian wall lizard)
Lineage: Eukaryota; Metazoa; Chordata; Lepidosauria; Squamata; Lacertidae
Product: olfactory receptor 51E1-like
Exons: 1
Coding region: 2832-3773 (313 amino acids)
Biological process (GO): G protein-coupled receptor signaling pathway
Cellular component (GO): membrane
Molecular function (GO): olfactory receptor activity; G protein-coupled receptor activity
Source: RefSeq, a predicted model, not a curated record